Messenger RNA from Arctia plantaginis, 732 nucleotides. The record is from the annotation of a GenBank genome assembly. NCBI's taxonomy places the organism in Eukaryota, Metazoa, Arthropoda, Insecta, Lepidoptera, Erebidae.
AUGGACGUAAAUGAAACAAUUAUUGAAACCUACCGAGAAGGAAUCCAAAUUGUAAAAUAUAAUAAACCAAAUAAGAAAAAUGCCAUAGAUUCUAAUAUGUACAAACGUGUGAUAAACAUAUUAUCGAAUGCAGCUUCUGACGAUAGCAUUUCUGUGAUUGUAUUGACAGGGGCAGGGGAUUUUUACAGUAGUGGUAAUGAUUUCUCAGCACCUGUCGAAAGAAAAAGUAUUUCACUCAUUUUGAAAGAAUAUAUAGAUGCAUUUAUUAAUUUCCCAAAGUUAUUGGUAGCUGUUGUCAAUGGACCUGCUAUUGGUAUAGCUGCUACGACAUUGGCACUAUGUGAUUUAGUGUUUGCUUCAGAAAGUUCAUACUUCUACACACCAUUUACAAAGUUAGGAAUUGUAGCAGAAGGUUGUUCAACUUUUACAUUUCCCCGAUUAAUUGGAGACAAAAAGGCAGCAGAAAUGUUAUUGUGUAGUCAUCGAAUGUCUGCAGAAGAGGCACUGAAAUGUGGGUUCAUCAAUUACAUUUAUAAACCUGAUAAUCUGCAAACAGAGGUUUGGAAUAAAAUAGAGGAGGUAUCGAAAUUGCCGAAACACUCUGUGGCAAUAACUAAAAAGCUAAUGAGAGAUUCAGUCAGAGCAGAAUUGUUAAAAGCAAAUGAUGAAGAACUCAAACAGCUUAAUACUAUUUGGAAAACUGGAUCAUUUGCAAUUAAAAGUAAAGUAUAG